UAUCGAUCGUUCAGUAACCUAAUACAAAUCUUGAGGAAUGGCGAUUUCUCCAUGGGCGAGUUGUUAUUGUUGACCAGGUUUUAAUAUUAUGAGCAGGACAAGUAAAGAGGAACAUUGGUAUCAUUGUGAAACAAAGUCUGAGUGAAUAUUUUAUUUUGAAAUAGCUAUGUGAGCUUAAUCUAAGGGAACAAAAGUUGCUGUUGUAUUGGGCCUACUGGCUGGGAUAUAUCAUUCGGUGAAAUAAUGGAAAUGCAGAGGCCCGAAGAUCGAAUAAGACAACUGCAGCAGUUAUUUGCAACUGCAGGAAAUGGAAAGAAUUCAGCUGUUGCUUGGGAAUCGCUUUUAGAUACACUUCUUGUCCUUUAUAACGAGUGUAAUUCGUCGGUUCUUCGUCGUGAAAAAAAUGUGCUGGAGUUUCUUGAGUUCGCGAGACCGGUUACAGAGAAGAUAAAAAGCCUGCUGCUUCGAAGAGAUGAAUUUGAAACCUUAAAUGUAAUUGGGAGGGGAGCCUUUGGUGAGGUUUCCCUUGUGAAGCUGAAAUCUACUGAGAGGGUCUAUGCAAUGAAAACACUGAACAAAUGGGAAAUGUUAAAACGUGCUGAGACUGCAUGUUUCAAAGAAGAAAGAGAUGUGCUUGCUUUUGGUGAUAAAAGAUGGGUCACAAAACUUCAUUAUUCUUUUCAAGACGAAAGAAAUUUGUAUUUCCUAAUGGACUACUACAGUGGUGGAGAUUUGCUGACCUUGAUAAGCAAGUACGAAGAUCAUCUUCCGGAACACAUGGCAAAAUUUUACUUAGCUGAAAUGAUACUUGCCAUAGAUUCAUUGCAUAAGAUGAGCUACGUACAUAGGGACAUCAAACCUGAUAAUGUUCUUAUUGAUGUAUCUGGGAACAUCCGCUUGGCAGAUUUUGGUUCUUGUCUAAAAAUUGGCGAUGAUGGAUAUGUCCAUUGCGCUGUUGCUGUUGGGACUCCCGAUUACAUUUCCCCAGAAAUUCUUCAGGCCAUGGAGGAAGGCAAGGGGCGAUAUGGACGCGAAUGUGAUUGGUGGUCGCUUGGUAUUUGUAUGUACGAAAUGCUGUAUGGGGAAACACCUUUUUAUGCAGAAUCGCUGGUAGAGACUUACGGGAAGAUCAUGGACCAUAAGACAAAGUUUCAAUUCCCUGACGAUUAUGAUAUCUCAGAUGACGCGAAAAACCUUAUGAAGAAACUUGUUUGUGUAUCUUCAGAGAGACUAGGGAACAAUGGCGUGGAUGAUUUCCGUCCGCAUUCUUUUUUUGAAGGAAUUGAUUGGGAAAACAUUCUAGAAAGUACCCCGCCUUACAUGCCAGAAGUCAGUAGCCCCACUGAUGUUUCAAACUUUGAUGUAGACGAUCUAAUGGAGCCCAGGGCUGCGGAAUCAGCCCCGCCGCCGACCCAUCAAGCAUUUACCGGCCAUCACCUCCCAUUUAUUGGAUUCACAUAUUUUGGAGAGAGGAGCACGGAUUUACAGAUAUCUCAAAUAAGAUCACCAGAGGCAGUAAGGCAUGAUCCGGAGGGCGCUCCUUCAAUGAAUGAUCGUUAUGGCGAUAGUUCAAAUCAAGAAAAGAAAAUAACCGAACUUGAAAGGCAGAAAGCCGAUCUAAACAGAAAACUGCGAGCUGCAGAAUCUGCUAGAAUCAACCUAGAACUUAAAUUUUCGUCAAAUACAACUCCAGAUUCUGUUAAGAAGUUAGAACAUGAAAUAAAUGCCUUAAAGAGGAAGUUAACUGAAUCUGACGAGAAACAAGAGAAAGCGGAAAAGGAAAUCAAGGAGAUUGGCAGAGCGAGGAAAGAACUCGAUGUCCAAAGAGAUGAACUGAGCGUGCGAAUUCGUGAACUCGAAAAGGCCAACAAAACUUUGUCGUUGGAAAAGAAUGGUUUGGAAAACGAACUUUCAUCGUUUAGAGAUAAAGCGUCUUCAUUUCAAAAAGAGUUGAAGGAUAUUCAUGCUCAAAGGAAAACAACAAUGGGUGAAUUCAGCGAACUGAAUGAUAAACUAGCGGAAGUUCGGUCUCACAAGCUCAAAUUAACACGCUUAGUCCACGAGAAGGAAGAGGAAAUAGAGAACAUGUUGAACAAAAAUGACCAGACUAGACAAGAACUGCGAGGGUCAGAAAAGAAAAGACGAGAGCUGAUAGCCCAAGUGGAAGAGAUUCAAGCCGAUCUUCACAAGGAACAAAAAUUGAGGGCAAAAAGUGAACAGCAAGUGCAAAAGCUACAGGAGUCUUUGGAUAACGUUCAGAGUCAGCAUUUUGGUGGUAGAAGUGCUGUGAGUACUAACGGAGGGCCUGAUGUAGAAAGGGAACUCGAGCGCCUGAGAGGGGAGUUAGAUAUGGUUAAAGACGAACAGGAAGGGACGAUAACAAAAGAAAGAGUGAAAUUCUCUAAAGAAAUUAAGGAACUGAAAGCACGUCUAGCGGAGAGCGAAAGCAACGCUGAGUCAUGGAAGACUGAGGUUUCAAGCUUAAAAGCAAAACUUGACUCUAUCAUGGAAGAAAGUUCCAACCAUGAUCAAGAAUAUAUUGCUGAACUCCGCAAACAAAGCGACAGAGAUAGAGCUCUGUUAAUGGAAGAAAACCGGAAGCUGACAGCAGAAAUGGAACGGCUAAUGUUAAACUCGGACAAAGGAAAUGCCAGGGUCAAGCAGCUUGAAGAGGAGCUGAGAGAUUUCGCUGAAAAGAGAGAAGCAGUCACUCACUGGGAAGAGCAAAUCGCUGAAAUAAUUCAAUGGGUGAGCGACGAGAAAGAUGCUCGAGGCUACUUGCAGGCUCUUGCAUCAAAGAUGUCAGAGGAACUUGAACAUUUAAAGGUUUCGGGAUUAGCAAGUGGCCCUGCAGCUGCCAAAAACUGGCAAACUAGGCGAUCGCAGAGAAUGGACAAACAGGAGCUGCUAUCUUUACAAGCAAACUUAAAAAUGGAAGUACAAGCAAAGAACCACCUGAGUGAGGAGCUGAAUAAAGUCAAAAUGGCUCGCCUUGAAGCGGAAAGAAAACUCACAGAAACGGAGUCAGAUUUUUCAUCCAUAAAAGCAGAGGUUGAAAAGUUGAAAUCUGAGAAUGAAAGUUUGAAAGCAAGAGGAACACAAGGAAAUCUGCCCUUCUUGAACUUCUUUCAAAAUUCUGGUGAUGCCAGUUUUGAUCUGUCAGUGGACAAUGAGACUGAUGAUUCCUUUGAAUCCAUAUCCCGAACAAGCAGCACCAGUGUUUCCAAGAAUGUGCCAGUUUCACAGAGUACCACCUCACCGCCCGCCGCAGCACAGCCUGAGAGAGCUAUGACGUCAGUCAGCCCAGCUGGAGCUCCUCGAAAAGUUCACAAAUUUGUUGCGAAGACAUACCCAUCUCCUACCAAGUGCCAUCAUUGCAUGUCUGUUAUGUUUGGACACGUCAGACAAGGAAUGAUCUGCGACGCCUGUGGGUAUUCAAGUCACGUUGGAUGCACGAUAGAAGCACCUCAGACGUGUCCUGUGCCGCAAAAUCUCUUAUCAAAUAGGCCUCUUGGCAUCGAUCCCAAGAAAGGAACAGGCACUGCAUAUGAAGGUUUCGUAAGGGUGCCAAAGCCAGGUGGAGUAAAACGAGGCUGGAUGAAAGCCUUCGCAGUAGUCUGUGAUUUCAAAAUCGUUUUCUAUGACGUCAGCGGUGUCUCCCAGAUUUCGAAUACAAUGCUACAAGUUGUUGACAUGAGGGAUGAGGAAUUCUCGGUCAGUACUGUGGCAAAGUCUGAUGUUAUCCAUGCUAACGAGCGUGAUGUACCAUGCAUAUUCAAGAUAACCAUCUCCGAGUUGAAUCAACCAGAAACGAUUUGUAGUCAACUGUUGCUAGCAGAAAAUGAGCAAAGUGCAAGGAAAUGGGUUUCUUUGUUGCAUGAACUGAAAAAAGUUCUAGACAAAACUGAAGUUGAUGAACCGAAGCAUAAAUACCACAUCAGGGAAGUCUGCGAUGCAACUGACCAUGCGGUUGUCAAAAUGACACAAUGCGCAGCCAUUGUUGAUUCUGCAAAAAUUGUUUUUGGAACGGAAGAGGGUCUAUUUUCAUUAGAUCUAACUGCGAAACAGGAUGCUGUUUCAAAAAUCGGGGAUGCACGAAAGGUUUUCCAAGUCGAGGUGAUAUCAGACGAGCAGCUAGUUGUAGUUAUUUCGGGAAGAGGCAGACAUGUGAGACUCUACCCGUUAGUCCUGGUAUCUGGGCAUCAUGAUUUAGAGCCUAUCAAAAUAGCAGAAACGAAAGGCGCCGUUCAGUUUGCGACGGGCAGCUUCCGCCAAGGCAGUGCCACUUGCAUGUGCGUGACUACGAAAAAGCACGUCUUUUUAUAUGAACUGAACAGAACUAAGGAGAGACGCAGGAAGUUCAAGGAUUUCCCUCUAACUGUAUCGGCGCAAUGGGCUGCUGUUUCGGAUGGGAGAGUUCUCCUAGGCUACCCGUCUGGGUUUUCAAUGCUCGACAUACACAACAACAACGCGCAGCUUCAAAAACUGAUCAAUCCUGAGGACCAGACCCUGAGUUUCAUCACGACGAUGAAUUCCGAUGCCCUGUUGGCAGUUGAAGUAAAACAAAACGAAUUCCUGCUCUGUUUUGCGGAACUCGCCUUUUAUGUAAACGAAAAAGGUUUCCGAUCAAGGCAAACGGAAAUUGCAUGGCCAACACCAAUAACACAUUUAGCCUUCUCUGCACCUCAUGUUGUCGUGUACAGUGAAAGGGGGAUUGACAUUUUCAAUGCGUCAACAGCAGAGUGGUUGCAGACAUUAUCAAUAAGAAGGUGUCAGCCACUUUGCCGAAGUGGAUCCCUAAACAUCUGUUCUGGUUUUGACCAACUGUCGAUUCUCUACUUAAGAAACAUCGAGUCAGAGUCCCAAGAACUGUCGAUCUAUUCAAGCAAAGGAAAACGAGCAGUAUCACGGUUUUUGAAGAUGAAGAAAAAGAAAGGAGCUUGGAAUAAGCGAGAGAGUUUCAGAACCGAAGAAGCUGAUAUGAAAGAAAAACUGAUUUCAUUACCAUCGAAUUUCACUCAUGUGACUCAUAUGGGUCCUGGAGAUGGCAAAAUGAUCUUAAAAGACUUGCCAGAGGUAAAAGAGCAAGCACAGAACAGCCCCAUUGGCAGAGCAUAUCGAUCGUUUUCACAAGGCCCACGGGCGAGAAAACCACAGCAACAACCACCAGCUCCUGCUGUGAAUAGAGGAGCAGGCCAGGCUGGUGCCGCUAGGCCAUACAGCGUCGCGUAUCAACAAACGGAUGCAACGGAUUACGAUAAAGAUGGUCCUUUGCGGCAAAGAUCACUCUCUGCUGAAGGAAUGGAGAAUCCUGAGAGUUUUAGUAAGAUUAUAACGACACUGAGACCGAAGACGACAGGGGAGGAACAGAGACAGCUGAGAGUGGCGUUAGAGCUGAGUCGAAAGCAACAAGGUUACGAAACAAGAUUCCGGAACGAAGUUGAUUCAACAUCGACGGGCUCGAGAAGCUCCGAGCAAAGUUCAUCCUAUUCUGACAGGUGAAAUAUAACUAGUAAAUAAAGCGAUUAACUCGAUCGAAUUUAUCCCCUUUCUGGCUAUUAAAUCAACGCCAUGUUUACCUGAAAUUAGAGUAGUUCAUAAUGGCUCGUGGGAGAAUGACAAGAGAACUGUUCGACAAUUGUCUUUGCGCUCAAAUUAUUGUAAUAUUUGUAUGGUUAUAUAUUUUAUGUAAUUAGUGUGUUACUUCUUUACAAUGAUUUUGAAAGACUCGGUGUGAUUAGAAAACGUUGGUAUAUAGAAAGCUGAUAAUCAAUAAUGAGGUUCUGCCAGCCCAGGAAGCUAAUAGAUACUGACUGAUCGUUGGUCGGGUGUUUAACCAUAUGAUGGUUGACAGUAGCUUUAGCAGUAUUUAGAAAUGAACUCGUUGAUUUCCUUGCUGUCCUAAGACAUCUUCCAUAAGGUUAUUUUCCACCUAUCCAUAAUAACAACGUCAAGUUUUGUUCCUUUUAGAGGCACACCAUGUUUAUCUAGAGUGUUAAUCUUCUUUUCAAAAUGUAUUCGUUAUUACUUUUACAAAUAGCGUCCACGAGUAAUGAGUAAUUUUUUUAUACCACGAGGUUUAGUAUUCGACAGUGAUCGAUUUUUUUAUAUUUCCUAGCUCAUUGUAUCUUAAGUUUUAUCGUUAUAUUAACAGUUUAAGAUUGUGAAGUACGGUCUCGUAAAGGACUUGUCACAAAUAUUUGCAAGUUAUCAUUCUUCAGAGGGGUAAAUCGAUUUUAUGGCGAAAUAUAUUUAAAA
Molecule: messenger RNA, 6258 nt
Organism: Rhopilema esculentum
Lineage: Eukaryota; Metazoa; Cnidaria; Scyphozoa; Rhizostomeae; Rhizostomatidae
Product: serine/threonine-protein kinase MRCK alpha
Biological process (GO): peptidyl-threonine phosphorylation; actomyosin structure organization
Cellular component (GO): cytoplasm; cytoskeleton
Molecular function (GO): ATP binding; protein serine/threonine kinase activity
Source: RefSeq, a predicted model, not a curated record